This is a messenger RNA of Onychomys torridus (southern grasshopper mouse), 275 nucleotides long. RefSeq names its product non-histone chromosomal protein HMG-17-like. Lineage: Eukaryota; Metazoa; Chordata; Mammalia; Rodentia; Cricetidae. The record is from RefSeq and is a predicted model, not a curated record. Gene Ontology annotation, biological process: chromatin organization. The transcript has a single exon. The coding region runs from base 3 to 275 and encodes 90 amino acids. Gene Ontology annotation, molecular function: nucleosomal DNA binding. Gene Ontology annotation, cellular component: nucleus; chromatin.
CCAUGCCCAAAAGAAAGGCCGAAGGGGAUACUAAAGGAGAUAAAGCCAAGGUGAAGGACGAGCCACAGAGAAGAUCUGCAAGGUUGUCUGCUAAACCUCUUCUUCCAAAGCCAGAGCCCAAGCCUAAAAAGGCCCCUGCAAAGAAGAGGGAGGAGGUACCCAAGGGGAAGAAGGGGAAAGUCAGUGAUGGUAAGGAUGAGAAUAAUCCUGCAGAAAAUGGAGACACCAGAACAGAGCAGGCACAGAAAGCUGACAGUGCUGGAGACACCGAGUGA